CUCCCUCCCCUCUCUACUCUCCAUCCAUUUUUUUUCUCUCACACUGUGCGCGCGUCUCUCUGCCGUGUUUGUGCGUGCGUGCGCAAACCAAGAGCCCGGAUUUGCGAAAUGCACACACAACUUUAGUUUGAAAACGAGCCAUUGUGUUCAGCUUUACUUUAUUUCCGAGUGCUGCGCUUUUAAACACCCAUUCUAGGUGUUCCCUGUCCGGCGGCCAGCUACGGGAUAUGUGGAGAGGCGGGGACCUCUCUGCUUCCACCUAAAUCCUCCCCAAGUUGGGACCCUGCUGACGCGCUAUGACAUGAAGCAGGACCAUCGCUGAAGUUGUGGACAUCACCGAAGUUGCCAGGCUGUGGCGACUCUCCCGCGUUUCUCCGCUGAACUGAGCAUUUCCCUCGUCCGAGGCGGCGGGGCUGUCCUGCUGUUCGAUUAUUUUUUUUUUUCCCCUUUGUCGCACGUGAAACCCGGCAGCAACCAUGCAGAGCUCGUCGCUUCGCCGGCAGAUGAAAAACAUGGUCAACAACUACACGGAGGCAGAGAUCAAGGUGCGAGAGGCCACCUCCAACGACCCCUGGGGGCCCUCAGCCACUCUCAUGGCUGAAAUUUCAGACUUGACCUUCAACGUGGUGGCUUUCACCGAAGUCAUGGGAAUCGUUUUCAAGAGGCUGAACGAUCACGGCAAAAACUGGCGCCACGUUUACAAGGCGCUCACGCUCCUGGACUACCUGGUCAAAACGGGCUCCGAGCGCGUGCCCAAACUGUGCCGGGACAACAUCCACACCAUUCAGACGCUCAAGGACUUCCAGUACAUCGACCGGGACGGGCACGACCAGGGCAUCCACAUCCGGGAGAAGGCCAAGCGGCUGGUGGCCCUGCUGAAGGACGACGGCAAGCUGAAGAGCGAGAGGAGCCAGGCACAGAAGACCAAGUCACGGGUGGGGAGAAGCGGCGCCGGAUACACAGGACGCCACUGUGAGGACGCCACUGUGAACAGAUGCGCGGGGUCGCCGUCGUUCAGCUGUGAGUAGCGCCGACCCUUCACGAAACG
Fundulus heteroclitus (mummichog) is the source of this 1048-nucleotide messenger RNA. Its product is annotated as epsin-2-like. NCBI's taxonomy places the organism in Eukaryota, Metazoa, Chordata, Actinopteri, Cyprinodontiformes, Fundulidae. The transcript has 2 exons. Gene Ontology annotation, molecular function: clathrin binding; phospholipid binding. The record is from RefSeq and is a predicted model, not a curated record. Gene Ontology annotation, cellular component: endosome; plasma membrane; clathrin vesicle coat. Gene Ontology annotation, biological process: endocytosis. Bases 477 to 1028 code for a protein of 183 amino acids.